Messenger RNA from Cryptococcus wingfieldii CBS 7118, 387 nucleotides. RefSeq names its product thioredoxin-like protein 4A. The transcript has 6 exons. Lineage: Eukaryota; Fungi; Basidiomycota; Tremellomycetes; Tremellales; Cryptococcaceae. Gene Ontology annotation, biological process: mRNA splicing, via spliceosome. The record is from RefSeq and is a predicted model, not a curated record. Gene Ontology annotation, cellular component: U4/U6 x U5 tri-snRNP complex; U5 snRNP; spliceosomal complex. Bases 1 to 387 code for a protein of 128 amino acids.
AUGUCCUAUUUCAUGACCCAUCUGCAUUCCGGCUGGCACGUCGACCAGGCCAUCCUCGUCGAAGAAGACCGUGUCGUCUGUAUCCGGUUCGGUCACGACCACGAUGAGGACUGCAUGGCCAUGGAUGAGACCCUCUAUGUUGAUAUCACUGAAGUGCCCGACUUUAACAAGAUGUACGAGCUGUAUGAUAAUUGCACCCUCAUGUUCUUCUACAGAAAUAAACACAUCAUGAUCGACUUGGGAACUGGUAACAAUAACAAGAUCAACUGGCCAAUAUCAGAAAAACAAGAGAUGGUGGACGUGAUAGAGACAGUGUACAGAGGAGCUUCCAAGGGUCGUGGUUUGGUCGUGGCUCCCAAGGACUACUCGACAAGACACAAGUACUAG